Messenger RNA from Prunus dulcis (almond), 962 nucleotides. RefSeq names its product dehydration-responsive element-binding protein 2D. The transcript has a single exon. NCBI's taxonomy places the organism in Eukaryota, Viridiplantae, Streptophyta, Magnoliopsida, Rosales, Rosaceae. Gene Ontology annotation, biological process: positive regulation of DNA-templated transcription; response to stress. The coding region runs from base 103 to 807 and encodes 234 amino acids. The record is from RefSeq and is a predicted model, not a curated record. Gene Ontology annotation, molecular function: transcription cis-regulatory region binding; DNA-binding transcription factor activity. Gene Ontology annotation, cellular component: nucleus.
CAUGCAGCUCAAAAUAUUUAUUAUAUUAUAUAUAGGUCACUGUGCCAGCCAAAUCUUCUUCUUCAUCACUUCACCAAACCAAGGCCUUCUUAUUGCCUUAACAUGGAAAAGGAAGGGAGAAAGGUAGGGAAGAAAGCUACAGCAAGCAUGGGGCGCUCAAGAAAAGGGUGCAUGAAAGGGAAAGGAGGGCCAGAGAAUGCACUGUGCAGCUUCAGGGGAGUGAGGCAGAGGACUUGGGGGAAAUGGGUGGCUGAGAUUCGAGAGCCCAAUCGUGGGGCUCGGCUUUGGCUGGGCACUUUCAACACCUCAACAGAGGCAGCUCUUGCUUAUGAUGAAGCAGCUCGAAAGCUCUACGGUUCCUCUGCCAAGCUCAACUUGCCAGAUCACAAACCAUCAUCAUCAUCAUCUGCAAAUUCAAGUUGUUCAAGCACUAAGUCCACAUCUGAUCAGUAUAAUAUGAAGGGUGGAUUUGGGGAAUUUGUGAAGGGGGGCUCAAGUGGAAAUGGUUGUGGUAAGUUAGGUGGUGAAGAUUGUUCAGAUUCAUUAAUAUUUGGAGGUGAAGCUUGUUCAGAUUCAUUAAUAUUUGGAGGUUGGAGUAUUGGAGAUGGUUUGUGGGAGAACACUACUACUACUGGUGGUGCUAGUGCUAGUACUGGGACUAAUAGUCCUGUAUUGAGCAGUUGGGCUGGAGUUUGCGGGGAAAAGGAUUUCCUAGAGAUGAAUGACAUAGGAGCUGAUGUUAUGAUGGGGGGAGGAGAUGAAUUUAUAAAUUGGGAUGCUUUGGGACCUCCAUCAUCAUGGACCUAAUAAUAUUGCUGCUAAUAACUUGUACCUAGCCUUAGACCCUUGGUAGGAAUAGGAAGCUUUUUUAUUUUUUUAUUUUUUCUGGUUGGGCUCUGUUUUCAUGUCUGUCAUCUUUAAUGUUAGUGGAUCAAAAAAUAAUGUAAGUCUCUAUUUAUUUU